Paecilomyces variotii is the source of this 7143-nucleotide messenger RNA. Its product is annotated as putative alpha-1,3-glucan synthase. Lineage: Eukaryota; Fungi; Ascomycota; Eurotiomycetes; Eurotiales; Thermoascaceae. Gene Ontology annotation, biological process: fungal-type cell wall (1->3)-alpha-glucan biosynthetic process. Gene Ontology annotation, molecular function: alpha-1,3-glucan synthase activity. The coding region runs from base 1 to 7143 and encodes 2380 amino acids. The record is from RefSeq and is a predicted model, not a curated record. Gene Ontology annotation, cellular component: fungal-type cell wall. The transcript is spliced from 15 exons.
AUGAGACUACAGGCAGUAGUUACCAACUCCUGUAUUCUGUUGAUUCAGGUGAUAUCUGCCCUCCGCUAUGAUCCCGAAGAAGUUGGUUUCAAUCUCAACGAAAAUGAAACGGCCAGAGACCCUAUGGAUUACUGGGGAGAGUGGAAAGAUCACAGCUACUACCCAUCUCCAGACAAUUGGCGAAUCCCGUUCUAUACACUCUUCAUUGACAGGUUUGUGAAUGGUGAUCCUGCCAACGACGAUGCGAACGGGACGCAAUUCGAGCAUGAUCUGCUUUCAAACCAACUUAGACAUGGCGGGGACGUAAAGGGUUUGAUGGACAGUUUUGACUACAUACAAGGCAUGGGAGUGAAGGCUCUCUACAUUGCUGGCAUGCCGCAUAUCAAUAUGCCUUGGGGAUCAGACGGAUUUUCACCCCUUGAUCUGACCCUUCUCGAUCGUCACUUUGGUAAUAUAGACGAUUGGCGCGAAAUGAUAUCUGAGGCUCACAGACGAGGGAUCUAUAUCAUUUUGGAAAAUACUAUGUCUACGAUGGGUGAUCUUAUCGGCUUCAAAGGUUUCCUGAAUACAUCCGCGCCAUUCAAUCCUUACGAGUAUGAUCAUGUGUGGAAGUCAUCACGUCGUUAUCACGAUUUCCAACCUGGAGAUUCAUGGCUUGAAGAAUGCGCGCAUCCUCGAUUCUGGGAUGAUCUCGGGAGAGGAGUGACUUCACAGAUAACAUUAGUCCGUGGCUGUCGUGAUAGCGAGUUCGAUCAGUACGGUGAAGUUGCGUCGUUCGGAGAUUACAGAGAAUGGCAACGGCAAGUCAGCAAGUUUGCAUUCGUACAGGACCGCCUUAGGGAGUGGCGAACCGAUGUCAGGCAGAAGCUUGAACACUUUUCUUGUCUUACCAUUGCAAUGCUCGAUAUAGAUGGAUUCAGAAUCGAUAAGGCAAUCCAGGUUACUCUCGAUGCGCAGGCAGAAUGGUCAGAUUCUAUCCGUCGUUGUGCCCGCCGGUUUGGAAAAGAGAAUUUCUACAUUCCCGGCGAAAUAGUGUCUGGAAAUUCGUUUGGAUCACUUUAUAUCGGUCGCGGUCGACAGACAAACCAAACAAUUACGAACAUGACAGAGGCUGUCACCUUGACCAACGAUAGCGACCAUAGAAUGCAUAUCAGACCUCCUCAGAAGGCAGCACUCGAUGCAUCUGCGUUUCACUAUAGUGUUUACCGCUCUCUAACAAGAUUCCUUGGCAUGGAUGGCACAUUCGAAGCAGAAGGGGAUCCGCCAUCGAAUUUCGUCGAACUCUGGAACGGGCUGGUCCAGACGAAUGACAUGGUCAAUGUAAACACAGGAAAGUUCGAUCCGCGUCAUCUAUAUGGCACGUCCAACCAGGAUGUUUUUCGGUGGCCAGCGAUCAAAAACGGCACAGAAAAGCAAGUCUUAGCACUAUACGUGGUGUCUUUGUUGAUGCCAGGGAUACCAAAUAUUGCUUGGGGAGAAGAACAGGCGUUCUACGUUCUCGAAAACACCAAUGCGAAUUACGUUUUUGGACGUUCCCCUAUGUCUUCCUCCUUGGCAUGGCAACUGCACGGCUGCUACAAGGUCGGCUCAGUGAAAUAUCACGAUUUCCCGAUUGGAAGUGCUUCGUAUGGUUGCCUUGAUGACAAUGUCAGUCUGGACCACCGUGAUCCAACGCAUCCUGUUCGGGGCUUAAUCAAAACAAUGUUUGAGAUGCGUCAGAACUACCCUGUCUUGAAUGACGGGUACUACCUUCAACAGCUCUCAAAUAAGACCUAUGAUCUCUAUUUACCAGGAAGUAAUGGUACUCCCACAGAGACGGGCAUGUGGAGUGUACUGCGAGACCGGUUCUGGGGCGUGCAAGACUUUACUAGUAUAGGCCAAGGAAACCAGAGCGUUUGGUUAGUCUAUCAAAAUGAUAACAGGACUAUAGACUACAGAUUCAACUGCUUUUCAGAGGAUGCACUGAUCUCACCGUUCGACGCAGGAACAACGGUAAAGAAUCUGCUUCCUCCAUUCGAGGAGUAUACACUAGAAAGGAGUUCAAAAAAACUACGGCUGGAGGGAUCUGAGAGUUGGAAUGGCUGCCUGUCCAUGUUAACCUUGUCUCCUUGGUCAUUCAAGGCAUUCGUUCCUAAGAAAGUGUUUGUGGAACCCUCACCAUUUAUUACGAAGUUUACUCCAGGGCAUGACUGGCGUAUCCUUUCCACAAUAAACGCCGGUGAGAGUAUAUAUAUCGGUUUUCAAUUCUCAUCAGAGAUGGAUUGCAACAGUAUAACGAAUGCGAUCUCAAUUAAAUCAACGGCCUAUGGGAAUUAUACUGCUCAGCUUGACAAGAGUACAGUCUCUUGUAACACAAUCGCUGAAACACAAAUGGUUUCUUGGCCUGGAGCUCUCGCAAGCGUAUACAAUUACUCGGUCCAGUUGACAAACGUAUUCCACGGAGUGCACGAGAUAAUCGUCAGCAACGCAAGCAACAGGAACGGGAACCGUAUGACCAAUUCUGUCGAUCAUUUCAUAUUUCGAAUAGGGUCCAUGGAUAACCCAAUUGUAUGGCCAAGGGAGGCUAACUACAGUACAUCACUGCUCUACGAGGAUAUUUCAAGAAAUGGAACGUUAUGGGUCUCUCACAAAGCUCACGGUGCAGACAAGUGGCGUUAUACCCUUGACUUUGGAUCUUCUUACAGUGAAUGGAUGCCAUAUCAAGGUGGCGACCAAUCCAUUCCACCCAAGAACUGGACUGGAACAAAAAAGCAAAAAUGGGACGGCGAACAUAUCAUGGUGCAAUACUGGAAUAGAAUCACAGGAAGCAGUGACCAUUGGCAACACGGAGAUGUAGGCAUCUAUGGCCUUCCACCUAGGCGAUACCCCCAUUUCUGGAUCGAAGGAUCAUUCAAUCAAUUCGGAUACGAUUCUGGUUACGACAACGAGAUGGCCAUGAAUAAUCUUACCGGGAACUGGGAGUAUGAUUUCCUCGCAGAGUGGCCUGCUCAACUCUCGUUGAGCGCAUGGGGAGUCAAUCCCGAUGGUCAACCAGAUGAGACACAAGUAUUUGGGGAUCUGGAUGGAGACGGGGUCCUCGAUCGCAUUCCACCGUUGUCGCUGUUGACGAACCGUAUUAACCUAACAGAUCCCCCGCCUUCUCCAUAUCUCUCCUGGAAAGUUUCUCUGGAUGAUGGCAACCUGAGAUAUUUCAAGAUACCAAUCGGAUCAUGGAGAGUGCAGUUAACUCUUUAUCUCCUGCUUGCUCUAGUACCGGUUGCCACUGCUAUGAUCUCAGUGUGGGCAUAUCUGAAGCUCUUCUAUCAGAUCAAACUCAACAGAUUCGGUAUUUCUGAGAAGCAGCAUAUCGUACCUUUUUCAAUACGCAAUUGCUUAACCCAACUGCGUGGCACUUGGAAUCGUCUCAAUGCAGAAGGAGGUUUUAGCAACGCCAUUUCAAGGAUCCUCAAAUAUCCGCAAGACAAAAGAUCCAACAGACAGGCGCCCAAUGCGGACGCAGGAGAUAAUCGACGUACUGUCCUCAUUGCCACCAUGGAGUAUGAUAUCGAGGAUUGGGAUAUAAAGAUAAAAAUUGGUGGGUUGGGAGUAAUGGCGCAGCUCAUGGGCAAAAACUUGGGUCAUCAGAACCUUAUAUGGGUCGUGCCAUGCAUCGGCGGUAUCAACUAUCCAGAAGAUGAAAGAGCCGAUCCAAUAGAAGUGAAAAUCCUUGGGAAGACCUAUCUAAUUCAAGUUCAAUACCAUGUUCUCCGCAACAUCACAUACGUUCUUCUUGAUGCGCCGGUAUUCAGAUCUCAGUCCAAAUAUGAACCCUAUCCACCGAGAAUGGACGAUCUUAACUCGGCGAUCUAUUAUUCAGCUUGGAAUUCAUGCAUUGCGGAGGUGUUAAAACGAUUUACCGUUGAUAUAUACCACAUAAAUGAUUAUCAUGGUGCGGUAGCUCCCUUGCACCUAUUGCCAGAAACAAUACCCUGUUGCUUAUCUUUGCAUAACGCCGAGUUCCAGGGUCUAUGGCCCAUGAGAACAAAAAAUGAGCGCGAUGAAGUCUGUCGAGUCUUCAACCUUGAUCCGGUGAUUGUCAAGACAUACGUCCAAUUUGGUGACGUUUUUAACCUUCUUCAUGCCGCAGCAAGCUACUUGUAUAUCCAUCAAGACGGUUUCGGUGCAGUUGCCGUCUCCAGGAAAUAUGGAAAAAGGUCAUACGCCAGGUACCCUAUCUUCUGGGGGUUGAAGGAGAUAGGUUCACUUCCAAACCCGGACCCCUCAGAUACAGCAGACUUGGAUGCAAGUGAAGAUUAUAGUAAUGCUCAAGUGGACCAUAACUUUGAAGCACGUCGAAUAGCUCUGAAGCAGCAAGCUCAGGAAUGGGCCGGUCUACACCAGGAUGCAAGUGCUGAAUUGUUUGUUUUCCUUGGCCGGUGGUCGAUGCAGAAGGGGAUCGAUAUCAUCGCUGAUGUCUUCCCAUCUGUUCUGGACGGUUAUCCAAGGGCACAGCUCAUAUGUAUUGGACCUGUCAUUGAUGUUUAUGGGAAGUUCGCUGCUAUAAAACUCAGAAGAUUGAUGGAACUUUAUCCGGGACGGGUGUCUUCAAGACCGGAGUUCACAGCCUUGCCCCCUUUUAUAUUCAGCGGUGCUGAGUUCGCUUUGAUACCAUCUCGCGAUGAACCGUUUGGCCUUGUUGCAGUCGAAUUCGGCCGCAAAGGGGCUCUGGGGAUCGGAUCCCGAGUAGGUGGUCUCGGGCAGAUGCCUGGAUGGUGGUACACGAUUGAAUCAAUGACAACGAAGCACCUUAUUCACCAGUUCAAGCACGCAAUCCACGAAGCUUUGGCUUCUAAAACAGCUACGCGCGCAGGCAUGCGUGCCCAAGCCGGAAGGCAGCGAUUCCCUGUUAUGCGAUGGCUACAAGAGCUUGAUACUCUGCAGUCAACGGCAAUUAAGAAGCACAAAAGGUAUAGGUCUGGAAAGACUUGUGCAUGGUGGACCCCAGCGCUCUGUCUUAGUAUGUUUAAACCAACACCGCCCGCUCCACUUGGCUGUGGAGAGUCCUCUGGUGGCGCAGGGCAUAUUGAGGGUGCGUCUCAUUCAUCUGGAAGCCGAGGAGGUCGAGAUGAGACGGAAAACCGCUCAAGGAAUAGAUAUGAGCUACAGAUUGAGGGAAGCUCCUCUUCUGAAACCGAUGCACGAUCAUCAGAUGACACAGUAAUUCGCACAAGGCAUGGCCAACAAAGUCGACUGACACUGGACAUUGAGUCAGAUAGCCCUCAGCAUUGGAGGGAUAGGGCGAUUCAAAUAUACUUAGACUUCGGAGACUUCGAUCUCGAUGAUUUCGAGGUCCCUUCCGCAUUCCUGAGGGACCCAGCGAUCAAUUCUCCUCCGGAUUCAUGCCUUAAUACACCGUCCACGACAGAGACUUCAACCACUCUGCUGGGUUGUCCUACACCUCUCCAGUGGCAAGACUCAACAGCCAGUCUACUAAGUGUAGAGAGCGUCGUGAAAGAAAACCGUGAUUAUAAUCUACAGAAGAUCCGUCCUCUCUUCACCGAUUCAAACAAUGAAUAUGCUAGAAGAUUUGAGAGGAAACUGGAGAACCUUAACGGAAAGAAUUCCGAAGACCAGUUAUGCAUCGACGAAUUCCUUUCUAAGUGUGAAAAACACUGGUUCGGCCGAUACCGUGAUGCUAAAAUGGGAAGCAUGCCCGCAUCGUCAGUUGAGCGGGCCAAAAUACACAGCGACAGUUCACAGAGCUCAUCAUCACACUCUGUUCCCCUCGACAAUGAUAAUGAUAUUGAACAGUUUCUUCUGCCACGAGGUUAUAUUCCUCCCUCCGGUCUAAAGAGACUUCUUCUCAGACGGUUGGGUGACUGGCCCUUAUAUUCCCUGUUACUCGCAUUUGGCCAGAUAAUUGCGGCAAAUUCGUACCAAGUUACUCUAUUGAAUGGCGAAGUUGGUGAACCAGCUGAGAAGCUAUACAUUGUCGCAACCAUAUAUCUCGUAUCUUCUAUCAUAUGGUGGAUCAUAUUUCGCUUGUUUAAGCCAGUUGUGGUUUUGUCUGUACCGUUCAUUUUCUAUGGCUCUGCCUUCCUUUUUAUCGGCUGCUCUCCCUUUGUCCGAAUAGGAGUGGGUAGGGCUUGGAUGCAGAAUGCUGCAACAGGCCUGUAUGCAUUCGCAUCAUCCAGUGGAUCUAUUUUCUUUGCCCUCAAUUUUGGGGAUGAAGGGAAUGCACCUGUAACGUCGUGGGCGUUUCGAGCUUGUGUCAUACAAGGAAUUCAACAACUAUACGUUACCUUCCUCUGGUUCUGGGGGAGUUCCUUGACCACAGCAAGUGAGACAGGGUUGAAAAAGACGAGCCUUGCUGAUUCCAAUCCUCACACACUCAUUGGAGUGGGAGUGGGUAUUGCUAUCUUCCUCUGGGCUAUAGGUGGUUUAAUAUUCCUUGGGCUACCGAGCUAUUAUCGCCAAACACCUGGCAAAGUCCCAUCGUUCUACCGGACAUUGCUGCGAAGGAAAAUAGUUCUCUGGUUUUUCUAUACUGUCUUUAUUCAGAACUAUUUCUUGUCGGCCCCCUAUGGCCGAAAUUGGCUUUACCUCUGGUCUAGCCAGCAUGCAAAGAAAUGGCACAUUGUACUCCUUGUACUGCUAUUCUUCGUUGUUGUCUGGGCGAUAUUCCUCUGGUGUUUCAGUGUGCUUUCUAAGCGACAUGCAUGGAUUAUUCCCAUAUUCGCUGUUGGACUGGGGACACCCCGCUGGUGCCAGAUGCUGUGGUCGACAUCGAACAUAGGCGCAUAUCUUCCCUGGGCUGGCGGGCCACUGGCCAGCGCUCUUGUAGGUAGAGUGCUCUGGCUCUGGCUUGGUGUGCUCGACACGGUUCAAGGUGUCGGCUUCGGUAUGAUCUUGAUAAACACACUAACACGGUUCCAUAUCGUAUUCACCUUACUCGCAGCUCAAGUCAUUGGGUCAAUUUCCACUAUCCUGGCUCGUGCCUCUGCUCCAGAUAAAGUAGGGCCCGGAGAUGUCUUUCCCAGCUUCGCUGCAGGCGUCUCGGAUGGACUGUCUAGAGUAUCAUUCUGGAUAUGCUUGAUCUUUUUGCUCUCCACAAACGUUCUUUGCUUCAUGUUCUUCCGCAAGGGGCAACUGCAGAAGCCGUGA